CUCGGAGAACUUGAUCGGGGUUCGGGCACGGAUUUCGGAUCGGGUUCGUCCAACACAGAUCAGACCACCAUGUUGGGCUCAUCAUCAAGUGAAUCAGUCACGCAGACCUUAGCUCCUGGUCGUGUUCCAACCGGAUUUUCCACGUCUUCCGGAGGCUCUUCAACCGGUCUGUCCUCUGUUCCCAAUACCGAUUCACAAUCGACAAACGCAGUGAGCGGUGCUACCGCGACAUCUAAUGAUAUUAUGCAGUUACUUCUGGUGCAUGAGCGACGUCGUAUGACUAAUCAAGGUACCGGAAAGUCCUCUCAUUUAGUCCCAAACAUCGAACAAAAUUCUCUUGAACCCCCGGAUAAGCAAGAGUUUCUUGUUUGCCUCGGCGGUCGCAUGAUACCAUACGCGGAAAUAACGGGGCCCAUGAUCAAGCGAAUGACACCGCAAGAACGAGCCGAUUAUGUGCGUGUUGGGAAACAGUUGUACAUGGAUGUCAUGAUGCAAUGA
Messenger RNA from Echinostoma caproni, 498 nucleotides. Lineage: Eukaryota; Metazoa; Platyhelminthes; Trematoda; Plagiorchiida; Echinostomatidae. The record is from the annotation of a GenBank genome assembly.